AUAAUAAAACUUGCAAUAAAUAUCAUCAUAGUUCUUUACAAUACAAACAUUCUAAUCAAUCAAGUAACAAAACUGAUCCUUAUAAAAUUGAAUCUUCUAAAACUGAACCUUUAAUACAAAAAGAAAUGUCAAAACAAUUAUAUAAGAAAAUUUUAACACUAAAUACAAAUAAAUAUUUAGAAAAUAAUUUGUUAGAUAUAGAUUUUAAAUGUGAACUCUUAAUUGAUAUAAUAUAUAAUGAUCUAAAAAUAUUAUUCAAGACAAUUGCUGAGUUAAUUGAUAAAAGUAAUAGAUAUUAUUAUAUAUUCAAAAAUUCUUAUAAUUCAAAAAAACAUCUGAUAUCUCAAGCUUCUG
This is a messenger RNA of Cetraspora pellucida, 354 nucleotides long. NCBI's taxonomy places the organism in Eukaryota, Fungi, Glomeromycota, Glomeromycetes, Diversisporales, Gigasporaceae. The record is from the annotation of a GenBank genome assembly.